AUCGUAUCGCUCUGCCUUUGAUCUGGAGUCUCGUCUUUCGUGAGCCCUUUUCCCUCUCGAUCUCUCUCUCUUCCGGCGCAGUUGUUCGUCGCAUCCAGCAAAUCCUUGUGUUUGAAGCCAACGGGUCCACCGGCGGAUCUUAUCGCAUCUCUCGCUAGUCCCCUUCGGGUUCUCUUCUAGAACCUUUUUCUCUUCUUUUCGUCUCUUCUUUCUUCACCUUCUCUUCCUCCCCACCUCCCCCCCUCGCCCUUUUCUCUUCACCAUGACUCAACCCUCCACGAUCACUCAGCGCUUUCUCUCUAAGCCCAGCCACCUUGGCGUGGUGGCCGUUGGUUUCAAUGGAGGCCAGUGCCAAUCCGGCGUCGAAGCGGCCCCCCAGGCUCUCAUUGAGGCCGGUCUCCUCGAUCAACUGCGCGACGAUCUGGGUUACGAGCUUCACUACGACCAAACCGUCCACUACUACGAGAAGAACAUCCCCGCUUCCGACCCCGACCACCGAGGCAUGAAGAAGCCCCGUGCCGUGAGUGCCGUGACCGAGACUCUGAGCUCGCAGGUCUACGAGCAUGCCAAGGACGGCAAGUUCGUCCUGACGCUGGGAGGUGAUCACUCCAUCGCCGUCGGUACCAUUUCCGGAACCGCCAAGGCCGUCCGCGAGCGAUUGGGCCGCGAAAUGGCCGUGAUCUGGGUUGAUGCCCAUGCCGACAUUAACGUCCCCGAGAUGAGUCCCAGCGGGAACAUCCACGGCAUGCCCAUGGCCUUCCUGACUCGGUUGGCCCGCGAGGAGCAGAAGGACAUCUUCGGCUGGUUGAAGGACGAGCACAUCAUUAGCACGCGCAAGCUGGUCUACAUUGGUCUGCGGGACGUGGAUCGCGGCGAAAAGCAGUUGCUCCGGGAGCACGGGAUCAAGGCAUUCAGCAUGCACGACGUUGAUCGGUACGGUAUUGGCCGCGUCGUCGAGAUGGCUCUGGCUCACGUCGGUAACGACACGCCGAUCCACCUGUCGUUUGACGUCGAUGCGCUGGAUCCCCAGUGGGCGCCCAGCACCGGCACUCCGGUGCGUGGCGGACUGACCCUGCGCGAGGGCGACUUCAUUUGCGAGUGUGUGCAUGAGACGGGCAACUUGGUGGCGAUGGACCUUGUCGAGGUCAACCCCAGCCUCGAGUCGGUGGGUGCGUCGGAAACCAUCCGCACCGGGUGCUCGUUGGUCCGCAGUGCUCUGGGUGAUACCCUCCUGUAAGGUGGCCGUGGAUGUAUAGAACAUAGCUAGACGGUUUCUUUUUUGUUUGAUGUCUGUAAUAUUCCCCAUGGAUAUGAAUUGAAAUGAAUGAUUUAAAA
Molecule: messenger RNA, 1335 nt
Organism: Aspergillus steynii IBT 23096
Lineage: Eukaryota; Fungi; Ascomycota; Eurotiomycetes; Eurotiales; Aspergillaceae
Product: arginase
Exons: 3
Coding region: 263-1237 (324 amino acids)
Cellular component (GO): nucleus; cytosol; cytoplasm
Molecular function (GO): manganese ion binding; arginase activity
Source: RefSeq, a predicted model, not a curated record